Messenger RNA from Bombus impatiens (common eastern bumble bee), 1964 nucleotides. Its product is annotated as transmembrane protein 268. The record is from RefSeq and is a predicted model, not a curated record. NCBI's taxonomy places the organism in Eukaryota, Metazoa, Arthropoda, Insecta, Hymenoptera, Apidae. Bases 158 to 1531 code for a protein of 457 amino acids. The transcript has 5 exons.
UAUAUAAUUAUAUGUAAGUACGAUAUUGUACAAUGUCGUUAUAGUAUUCUUCGCCCCACCCUUGUUUUUCGUAUAGCAAUGCUGCACACCUUGAUUUCAUGCAUUACGUACCUUUUCACCUUACGGAUAUGAGAUAGGUCAUAUCACAACAGUGAAAAUGAGCUCACAAGAUACAACUGACCAUGUGUCAGCAGUUAAUUCACCUAACAUAUCUGCAAGAACAAAAAAUUGGGUCCAAUUUGAAGAUGAAGCACCUGUUAAAGAUAAUAAUAGUUUAGAAGAGAAAACUAAAACAAAUGCACCAGCUGUAAUAAAGCCGGAGUCAGUAACAGUAAAUGUUGAGAAAAUUGGAAAAUCUGUUGAUAAUUCAGAUAAUCAACAAUCAAAAAAUCAUGAAUAUAGAGGUGCUGUGAUAUCAACUGAAUCCGUCCAAAUUAAUUUAGAUAGGUCAGGUUUAAGUCGUUCCAUUACAUCUGAAAGUCCAGAUCUGAAUUUACCAUCUGAUGUAAGAGUUUCUGAUCCUAAGAGUGCUUCUCUGAAGACCAUUGAUCUCCGAGAUGUAUCUAAUGGCAGAAGUACUACUAAUAAUAUUAUAAGUACACCUAUUGGAAACAUUAGACAAGGUUUUGCUAAUGGGGAUACUAUAGUUACUCUUUUACCAGUUAAUACUAGAUGGCCAUGGAUUACUCCAGCUAAAUUUCGUCCAGAAUUAGUACCAGAAGAAUUAAUGGCUCAAGGCUUAACGCUUACAGUAGAGGAUUAUGUACAUAUAAUGGAGUUGCUUGUGAACGAUGUACGUUUCAAUAUGUACAAUGUGUGCUACAAGAGAAUUCUUGUGCUUUGGAUAUUUACUGCAUUUAUUGUAUUACUUGGCUUAUUGUUUUCUGGAGUAACUGGUCUUACUUUAUUUGGGCUUGGCGUCAUGUGGUUAGUCCUCAAUGCUGCUGCAAUAUUUUUUUGCAUGUUCAUCAAGAUAAAAUUAAACCACAAUCUUGAGAAAUGUAUGGGUCAAGUGAACAAACAUUUACUUCGACAUAAAAUAUUGCUUGGAUUGGAUGAUAGAGGAAAAAUUUCAUGUCACAAAGUUAAUCUCUGCUUUAUAUACUUUGAUACUACAGAUUGCAUCAAAAAAUUACAAGAAGUUAUAGAACGUGAAGAACGCGAAGGAAGAGUAAUUGGCGAAGAUGGAAAUUCUGAAAUGCGACGAAAAAGAGAAUUGCAACAGCGAAUGGAUAUAGAUAACAGUGAUAUUGUAAUACAAGGCAAUACAACCACCAGAAUUUCUCGCAAGCAGGGUAAAAGCGAACAAGUAUUCUGCCGCUAUGUACAACGUUGGGCAAAGGAUUAUUUACGUCGCCGAUUGGAUUGGACAGUAGACGAAGAAGGUGGAAAUCCUUCUUCACCUCGUCACUUAGCAUCGGCUUUAUGUCCGUGUCAAUAUAUAGAAGAAUGGUUACGCAACAAGCCUCAUGUUCAAGGCAGAGAUUUCUGUCCUAGCUGGAGUAGUUUUCUUAAAGAUAGAGGCAUUUAAAGCAAAACUGUUUGAUAGAUAUAAAAAUUAAAAACAGUAUUGUUCAAAACAAUUUUAAUAGAUUUAAUAAUUUUUAUUUUGAACUUAUUGAAAUUAAUUUUAAUAUCACCAUUACAAUGGUUUUUAGCAAGACAUCUACAUUAAAUAAAAGAUAUUUUAAAAGUCAAAGAAUUCAAAUAGAUCUAUAGCUAUAUUAAAGUGUAAUAGCUAUAUUAAAAAUAGACAAAUCAAAAUUUAUAUUGAUGAAUGACAACUAGAAAAACUAACUUAUACGAAAUAUGAAAACUACUCAUAAUUAUGUACUUAACUAUACAAGAUUUUUACUUGUAACAAUAUUAAUUACAAUUAAGUUUACAUAUGAUAUUAAUAAGUGAAAUAUUUUUCUAGAAUUAUUUUUUGGUGAUUUGGAUUUUUAAUGAUACACUUGGUAUUG